AUGGUUGAAGAGGUGAGAUCUGGACAGACUUUAGAUGAUGGCAAUGGAUGGUUUGACAAGGAAGCUUCUGUGCCGUUCUGGGGACCUUUGGCAAUUAGGUUUUUGAAGGUAAUGGUUUUCUUUUGGUAUUUUUUUGUUUUUAGGUACUUGAGGAAGGUAACUGGAAGUGUUUAGAAUGUGAUUAAGAAUUUGAGGAAGUUGUUUGACAGGAUAUUGCGAUUUUUUGGCGAUUUUAGUGGUUUUACCUCGUUUUAGACGAUAUACAGCUUCUUUUCAGGGGUUUUUAACUUAUAAAAAGAUGUAGGUUUAGUUUCUUUUAUUCUAGGAGUUGAAUAAAGUACUAUAGACGCUGCUCAUAUUUUAAGAUUUGUUUUUUACAUUUAAACUUGGGUGAUAUAGCUUAGUUCAUGUUGUUUAACACAUCUAUAUCUCUAUUGCUUCGUUAUGAGCGUUAACUUGUUUAUAACUUUAUAGUUUCAGCUGAAUCGAAUUCCAAAGCACAUAGCAUUUAUCAUGGAUGGUAACAGAAGAUAUGCUCGGACUAAAAACAUGGGAUCAGUCGUUAAAGGGCAUUUUCGUGGUUUCGAUCAGCUGACGCGGGUAGGUCAAUAUACUUCGGCAAAAAUUGAUAUUUAUAUUAGUAAGUUAGGCUUGGGAAGGUAUAAAAUACGUAAUGUAUAUUCUUUACAAGCUAUAAAACGUUGUUUUAGGUAUUGGAUUGGUGUAAUCAGCUUGGAGUUAAAGAAAUAACUUGUUAUGCCUUUAGCAUUGAGAACUUCAAGCGAUCACAGGACGAAGUUGAUGGUCUUCUUCAAAUGGCUGAACAGAAAUUUACAAGAUUGUUGGAAGAAAAGUAAGUUUAUUCUAUGAUUUUGUUGCUGUACUGUUUAGGCAUUUGAUUUGAAACACAAGGAUAUUGUUAUAGAUGAAAUAAGGCAUCAAAGUAUAAGAUUACUUGUCAAAUAAAGCUGUAAUUUUGAAGUUUCAGAGAGAAGUUGGAAGAAAAAAGAGUAAAGUUCAGAUUCUUUGGGGAUUUAGAACGAUUACCAUCUAAACUUCAACGUCUAAUAGCUGAAAUAGAGUUAUUCACCAAGGACUUUGAUGGGUAAGAUUUAUUUCUGGAAGCUUUUCUUAAGUUCUUGUUUAAUUAAAGUAAAUUUUUUGAAAUUUUAGGGAAUAGAUGGAUUUAUAUCAUUAUAUUUUGACAAAAUUAAUGUUUAAAUUUUUUGUUUUUAUCAAUUUUAAGGCGAAAAACAGCAUUUUUUGAUGUUAAUUUAACUUUUUUUUGGUAAUUCAGGUACUUUUUAUGUUGUACCUGUUAAUUUUUUAUUGGUUUUUCGCAUUUCAGGGCGUUUCUGAAUGUGUGUUUGUCAUAUACAUCACAAGACGAGAUUGCUCGAGGAAUGGAAAGGAUAAGAUUGGCAAAGGUCGAUGGUGUCAUCGAUGAGAAGUAAGUCAUUGUUUACCACAAAUUAUUUAAAAGUUUUAAUUUUAGUUUUUAAAUUUACUUAAAAUUUUGAAAAAGGGGUAUAUUAAACCGUAUUUUAUGCAAAUAUUUCAACUUUUAGGCUUAUAUGACGGUAAAAAUUAUUGUAAAUUAGUAUUAUGAUGUUUUAACACCCUAUAAUAAGCAAAUUUUUAAUGUCAUAACUUUCAGCGAGAUCACAGAAGACCUCCUGGAGCAUUCCCUGGAUACAAGAUCGUCUUUACCGGUCGAUAUGUUGAUCCGAACCUCUGGCGAGAAGCGUCUCAGUGACUUCCUACUAUGGCAAACCUCGUCCAACAACUGUUUUCUCCACUUUGAUGAAGUGUUAUGGCCGGAUUUUGAUUUCACACAUCUUUUCAAGGCCAUUAUGAGGUAUCAGAUGCAUGUGGUUACUCAGGUACGUCGAUUUUAUUGUUGUUUUAGGGUCUUUAACCGAAAGUUCAUUAAAAAAUGCCAAAGAAGUUUAAUAUUUGAUGUUUUCAGGGCAUAGAAGAUGUGAAAACGUCAGAAUCCGAGGCAAUACGACGCUUCAAACAACGUCAAGACGAGCUACGGUACCAGAAAUGGGAAAACUUACUCAAGCUGUAA
Messenger RNA from Bursaphelenchus okinawaensis, 2074 nucleotides. Lineage: Eukaryota; Metazoa; Nematoda; Chromadorea; Rhabditida; Aphelenchoididae. The record is from the annotation of a GenBank genome assembly.